Microplitis demolitor is the source of this 4429-nucleotide messenger RNA. RefSeq lists its product as uncharacterized. Gene Ontology annotation, molecular function: protein binding. Lineage: Eukaryota; Metazoa; Arthropoda; Insecta; Hymenoptera; Braconidae. The transcript is spliced from 14 exons. The coding region runs from base 1070 to 4249 and encodes 1059 amino acids. The record is from RefSeq and is a predicted model, not a curated record.
AUGAUUUUUAAAUAGAACUUUGCCUAUUAAAUCAAUCUUAUUUUGUAGUGAUUUUUUUAGAUGAAUUGAUGUUCAAGUUUAAGUGAAAAUUGCGCGCGCAGAUGUUCAGAAGGACCGCGUGGUGUAAAGAGUUUCGUUUCACGGUCGUUGUAUGUGUCAAAUUUCAAGUUUGAAAAUUGAUUAUGUUUUAUGGUAAACUUUUAUAAAUUUUAUGUAACAUAUUAUGGUCCCUAGGAGUGUCAAAUCUACUCAUUAGCAAUGGUGAUGUUUUUAUAAUAAAUUUAUUGAUCAAUAAUUGAAUCAUUUGGAAAAAAAAAAAUUGUAUCAUUUCGUAAAAGGUAUAAAUAUCAUUCCUUAUAUUGUUAUGUACCAAUAAAUAGAAAAGAGAGUGAAAAAAAAACUAUAAGAAAGUGGUCGGUGAAGAAUGAAAGGAAAGUAGUGGAACAACUACCCAUACAAUACUGAGGACUAUCAAUAAAUGUUUGUUUAUGCGAGCAUAAAAUGAGUAACAGUUCAUUACAUCAGUAAGCUAGUGAAAGAAUUAAAGUUGAAACGUAAAAACCAGAAGAGGAGCAAGUUUCAUAAAAGAGAUAACAAAAAGUGAGAAAGUAAAGAGCAACAAAGAUCUCAAGGUCGUCGGGCUCACAUAACGUGGCUUAUUAUUUUUUUUUUCUAAUUUGUCUGUAACUUAUAAUUUAUUAAGUAUCACACUGUGUUUUUUUAUAAUCCUUAUUUUUGUUUCAUAUUUUUGUCUGGGAUAAAUCUUUGUCUUCCAGCUGCAGGCUUAUAAUUUUUCAUUCAAUGUCAGAUUUAGAAUUGAAUUUCCUGCAAUAAAAUAAACCUCAAAUGAAAUGACAACAUUCGUAUAUUUAUAUGUAAUCCAUUGACGUGGAGUUAAAUUUAGUUAUUUGCAUUUAUGUUAUUUAAUUUAUCAAUGUUAUUUUCAGUUCGAAUGAAAAAACUCAAAAUGUUUCAUGGAGAUAACUCGGAAGUUUUAGCGCAAUCAUUGCUAUAAAUUGAACUUAAGGAGCAGUUGGCCUACUGGUUAAUCAAUCGUAUUCUUGGAGAUAUGACUAUUGCAAGUAAUAUAGUUGUGGAGUGGCUACGUUCACUCCAUCUUUGCCAAUAUUCUGAGUCAUUUAUUGAUAACGGUUAUGAUGAUUUAGAAAUAUGUAAGCAAAUUGGUGAUCCAGAUCUUGAUGCUAUCGGUGUGUUCAAUCUAAGUCAUCGAAUGCAGUUACUCCAGUCAGUAAAAACAUUACGAGAAGAGGGUGCAGCGAGUGUUUAUUUUACAUUAGAAGAGACUAAUGAUUAUAUAUGUGAUAGUGUAAGUUUGAGAUCAUCGAAAACAUCUUCUGAACCACCAGCAAGUGAUAAAGAAAUCCAGAGAAGUUCACCGACUGCUAGUUUAUCUAGUGGUGGUCAGGAAUUGGCUAAAUUUACCGAUGAAUAUGAAGAGGGUAAAGCUGAACUUGUUAGGAUACCAAGGAUGCAGCUGAAAAUAUUGCUACAGGAAAAAUUAAGGCAUGAUGGUAUUCGACUUGCAUGUCAACCUUAUACAACACCGGAAGGUGAACAAGGGUACUUGGAAGGACUUGCAUCAAGAUACGCGGAUCUUUUUCAAACACAUUAUGGUGACGUCCUGGAGCCUCUCGAAGAACUACGGCAACGAGAAACAAAUGCAUCGCCGAAAAUUCCAAACACUCAAAUUACUACCAGUUAUUCACAGACUAUUUACGUGCCUGGGAAAUAUUCACCUUCAAGUUGCUUAAGUGACAAGGAAGAAGAUGAAAUUUACGGAUUUGGCUACGGUGUAUUUGGUCGUCAGAUGCUUCAACAACGACAACAAAAACUUGUAUUAGCUACUCAAACGACAAAUUUUGAUUCAGGAGGAUACCAGCAAACAUACCAUAGUUGCUUGAGCCCAAGAUCUGCUUUUUUUUAUGAAUUUCCACCAAACGAUCAAGACCUGAAUACGAGUAAAAAGAAAACAACUUUUUCCCGUUUGUUAAAAGGACUAAAAACAAGCAAAAAAGAGAAGCAGAGCCAAUCACAAGCUUCACCAAAACACACCGGACGAACGAAAAUAGGUGUUCCUCAAAGGGUAGAUACACCAGACAGCGUACUCCAAAGUGGACUUGACUUAGGUCCUGAAAUGAGUCAUACUGUUCUUCGUUCCAUUGUGGACCCAAAAGAUUUUGAUAGGCUAAGAUACUUCCAAAUGAAUAGUGGUCAGUCUAACAGUUUUGAAGAAACUAUACAUAGGUUAAAAAUGCAGGAUGCCUUGAAGCAGAAAGAACGCUUUCAUAGAGAGCACGAGGAGAUUUUACGAGAUAUAAGACAAGGCUUAAUGCAGUUGGGCUGUGAAGGCGGUAACCAGCUUCCCAGAGAUGACACGUAUAUGUACGAUGAAGACGUAAGAUAUGGAGGCUUGAGAGAAGUUAGUACUGGUGGACAACACUGGUAUGAUGAGCCUCCGUAUGAAUCGGAUCCUGAUGAUUUCCUCAUGGGAGUUUGUGGUGAAUCUGUACCAGCAGCUAAAAUCCAAAACGGAAGGAUUUGUUUCACUCUCAAUCUACAACCUGAUAAUUGUAACGAAGGAGUCAUAUCUCUUCGAACAGCUGGAGACAUCAGUUUAUCACGUGAUCGAAGACAAAAGAUGACAUCCGCAACAAUGAGGGGUUUAAUUGUACCACAAGGUCAUAAUAAUCCUUUAACUAUAAUUCCUUUGACACACUCCAGAGGAUCUUGUGGAAGUGGUGACUACGCAAGCAGUGAUAUUCAAUCAGAAGCAAGUGAUUCACUGGAGAGUAAUAGCAUGCAGAUUGGAAUAGCAGGGCAUGCAAAGAACUUACGUUAUGACGUACAGAGAAAAAUUGCAAAACUGAAGCAGGAUCACCCUUCAUCGGAAGCAUUUCCAUGUAGUACAAGUAGUAUAGAAAGUCUCCCUAGUGGAAGUGGGUCCAGUAUGCAAGCGUUAAUACGGGCUGAUAGUGACCAUAGUUCUGUAUCAUGUGACGACCAUGAUGCAGUAAGCCCAACGUCGAUUGGACCAAUACUUUGUCGAGCACGUGCAAUUGUGGAUUAUACACCAAGCCCUUAUGACAAAGAUGCUUUGAAAUUUAAGAAAGGUGAUGUAAUUGAUGUCAUCCAGAUGAAUACAAGUGGCCAGUGGAAAGGAAUUACGCACAAUCGAAUUGGGUUUUUUAAAUUCAUAAAUGUAGAAAUAUUAAAUGAACGAGUAUCGCGUUUUAAUGGCGAUACUGAAAAAGCAAGAACGAGUCGAAGACCUCGACAUAAGCCGAGGUCAGUUCAAGAGCUUCUGCAACGAAUGAAUCUUCAGGAGCACAUACCUGUAUUUGUUUUGAACGGUUAUGAGGAUCUUGAACUCUUCAGAGAACUUGAAUCAGCAGAUCUUGAUUAUUUACGUAUUCUUCAGCCAGAACAUAGAGCAAAAAUACUUACAGCGGUGCAAUUGUUAAAUGAUUUACAAUCUGGAAGUGAAGGUGAUCUAGCAUCUAGUUCUGAAGGCGAUGACAUUAGUCGUAGAACAUUAUCAUCAUGUCAUAAAUCAGGACAGUGUUCUCCAUUCACUCGAAGACAACUUUCUCGAGAUUCUGGUUGUUUCGACGAUCGUAAAACUCUGACUAGAAAGUUAAUCAAUUUCGAUACAAGCAAGCUAGCCCGUGAAAACAAUUUUAAUUCAUUAAUAUCCAUUAACAAAUGUACGGAUGUAAAUAUCUUAUCUGAAGUAUGUGGCAAAGAAGAUUACGACCCAAAUAUUCCUAACAGUGUCAACAGUAACAGAACUGUGAUGCAACCAACAGAAGAAGCAUUUGAUAAGUCACCACAAUCACAUAAUAAUAGUGGGAUUGUAAAAUUUGUAGCGAAAUCUGAUAAUUUAAGUGAAUCCGUACUUACUGGAAAUGAUAAAGAAGCUGAUUCAACAUCUGUUGGUAAAAUUGCCGUAUCUAAAUAUAUUGUUGGUACGAGUAGUGAUCUAGGACUUGUCUGUGAUAGUGCGAAUGCUAUUAUAACUCUUGGUCAAAAAAGCUGCCUCAGUGAAAAAUCAAGUGAUUCUGGUGUUAGCUCAUCUAGUAUUAGUUCGGUUCCAUUAAUAAGAGACAAUAAAACAUUUUUUAAUACAGUUGUAGAUUCGCCGACCAAAACUAUAAAAAAUUUAAUACACGGUACUAUUAUUGUACAAGGAUCUACACCCAAAUCUUCGAACAAUCAGAUAAUCCCAUGAAAAAUUAGUUAUUGCUUUCCCAACAUCAAGUAUAAAUUUCAUAAAGAGUCCAAGCCUCAAAAUUCUUUUUAUAAAUAAAAAGAUCAUUUUCUUCAUUUCUUCUCAUCAUUAGAAUAUGUAUUUGACUGUGGCAGAAAAAAUACUUUUGUUUCUUUGAUUAAAUACAUCUCAAAAGUUACG